UCCCAUUAUGCAGUCCUAUAUAUAUAUAUAUAAAUUAUCUUACUACUUACAGCAAAUAGCAAGAAGCUUCACUUAACUCCAACAAUUAAACCCCAAAGCACUUCAAAUUGGGCAACACAUGAUGAGGAAGAACACCUGUACUGGUCUUGUUCUCUCAUUUACUUUUCUUGCUUCUUGGAGCAUGCCGUUGACAGAAAGUGUGAUGGCACAAAACACAAAAGUAUCAGUAGAUGUGGGUGUGAUUCUUGAUUAUGAUCGUUGGGUUGGAAGAAUUGGGUUAAGCUGCAUCAACAUGUCCCUCUCAGACUUCUACGCAACCCAUUCUCACUUCAAAACUAGGCUCCUCCUCCACACUAGGGACUCCAAAGAAGACGUUGUUGGUGCAGCCGCCGCAGCUCUUGACUUGAUAAAAAAUGUUGAAGUAGAAGCAAUCAUAGGGCCAUCAACAUCAAUGCAGGCCAAUUUUGUGAUUGAUCUUGGACAGAAAGCACAAGUACCCAUCAUCUCAUUUUCUGCAUCAAGUCCUUCUCUUGCUGCCAUCAGGAGUCCAUACUUCUUUCGCGCUACACGGAGCGAUUCAUGUCAAGUCAAUGCCAUAGGCGCAAUCGUUCAAGCUUUUGGAUGGAAAGCAGCAGUGCCCAUCUAUGUUGAUAACGAUUAUGGAGUUGGAGUCAUACCUUAUUUAACAGAUACCUUGCAAGAGGUAGAUGCUCGUGUUCCUUACCGGAGCGCCAUUUCUCCGUUUGCCACAGAUGAUCAAAUUAUUGAAGAGCUCUAUAAGUUAAAGGCAAUGCAAACUCGAGUUUUCAUUUUGCAUAUGUUACCUGCUAUUGGCAUUAGGCUUAUUACUAUAGCUAAAGAGAUUGGAAUGAUGAGUACAGGCUAUGUUUGGAUCAUGACAGAUGGGAUGACAGAUUUCUUGGAUUCGCUGGACAAUUUAGAUAUCGAACUAAUGCAAGGAGUAUUGGGUGUUAAACCUUAUGUUCCAAGAACUAAAAAGAUAGAGAGAUUUCGGACUCAAUGGAAAAAGAAAUUCCAUCAUGAUCAUCCUGAUAUAAUUGAUUCUGAGCUGAACGUUUAUGGACUAUGGGCAUAUGAUGUUACUGCUGCAUUAGCAAUGGCAAUUGAAAAAGUAGCUGCAAAUACAACAAAUUUCGGCUUCCGUAAGGCAAAUGUUUCUGGCAACGGUUCAACUGAUCUUGAAACUUUUGGAGUAUCGCGAAUUGGUCCAGACCUUCAAAGAGCUUUAUCAAAGACCCAGUUCGAAGGCAUUACAGGAGAUUUUCAUCUUAUUGAUGGGCAGUUGCAGUCAUCAGUAAUCCAAAUAGUUAAUGUGAAUGGUGAUGGAGUAAGAAGGGUAGGAUUUUGGCUACCUGGAAAAGGGCUUGUUAAAAGAAUGAAGUCAUCAACAGAAAAGGGUAGUAAUCCUCCCUCUAAUACCAGUCUUUCAACCGUUAUAUGGCCAGGGGAUACAGCUUCAGUCCCUAAAGGUUGGGAGAUUCCAAGAAAUGGAAAGAAAUUGCGAAUCGGAGUGCCAGUGAAGGAAGGCUUCACGCAGUUUGUGAAUGUGACAAGAAAUCCUGCUACAAACACAUCGAGAGUUGAGGGAUACUGCAUUGAUCUUUUUGAUGCUGUAGUGUCAGAAUUGCCAUAUGCUGUCACUUAUGAGUACAUCCCUUUUGCCGAUUCUGAGGGCAAGAGUGCCGGACCUUACAACAGUUUGAUCGAUCAAGUCUACCUUGGUAACUAUGAUGCUGCUGUGGGAGAUAUAUCAAUUGUGGCUAACAGAUCCUCAUAUAUAGACUUUACUCUACCUUACAUGGAAUCAGGGCGAAUGACAAUGAUAGUGCCAAUUACAGAUGAUUAUAGCAGAAAAGCUUGGGUUUUCUUGAAGCCAUUGACAUGGGACCUUUGGGUGGCCACCUUGUGUUUAUUUUUCUUCAUCGCUUUUGUGGUAUGGGUUCUUGAACACAGAAUCAAUGAAGAUUUUCGCGGACCACCUUCUCAACAAGUUAGCACUAGCUUCUGGUUUUCCGUCUCGACCAUGGUCUUUGCUCAUGGGGAGAGAGUGGUGAGCAACUCAGCAAGAGUGGUGGUAAUCAUAUGGUGUUUUGUUGGACUAAUACUCACUCAAAGCUACACUGCAAGUUUAUCAAGCUUUCUAACAAUUCAACAGCUCCAACCUAGUGUUACCACCUUAGAUGAGCUCAUCAGAAAGGGAGAAAAUGUAGGCUAUCAACAGGGUGCUUUUGUGCCGACAACAUUGAAAAGCUUGGGUUUUGAUGAUUCCAAGCUUGUUCCAUAUAAAUCUGCUGAAGAAUGUGAUCAACUUCUUUCUAAAGGAAUAAAAAAUGGAGGGAUAGCUGCUGCUUUUGAAGAACCAACUUCUAUACAUCUCAUUCUUGCACAGAAUUGCUCCAAGUAUACUUUGGUUGAACCCACUUCAAUGUUGAAAACUACGCGAUGGAAAAGCACAUCCAACAUUGAAAAAUUUAACACCGACGGUCUUGGCUUUGUCUUUCCUAAAGGUUCUCCUCUAGCACCAGAUAUAUCCAGGGCUAUUUUAAAAGUGACACAAGGAGAAAAAAUCAGGGAAAUAGAGGGAAGAUGGUUUGGCACAAAGGCUACUUGUCCAGAUCGUAGCAGCUCAGCUCCUUUAAAUAGGCUUGGUCUUAAUAGUUUCUGGGGACUGUUCUUGAUUGCUGGAAUAGUUUCAUUUUUUGCUCUAAUUAUAUACAUUGCUACGUUUAUAUACCAAAACAAGGAAGUCUGGAUGCCUUCUGAUUCUGGAGUUGUUCCAACAUGGAGAAGAAGAUUUCUUGAUUUGCUUAACCUUUUCAAAGACGCAGUAAAUGAUGAAAGUGGCAUUACUCUUCCUGUUAUUGGUGAACCAAGUCCAUCUACCUAUUCAAUUCAGACAGAUUUAAUUACAGAGCAACGGGCACCUUUUUCUUCUUCUUCUUCUUCUUCUUCUUCUUCUUCUUCUUCUGCAGAAGAGGAUAUUGGUCCCAAUCUUUCAAAUGUACUAGCAUCUACACAUGAUGCUAUGCUCAUUAUUGAGCUUACUGACCCUAAUCAAGAAAGAUACUUGCCAUUUGACAGCUGCAAUAACACGUGAAGAUUACUAAUAAUUAGUAGAAAACUAGUUCAACUUUUACUCCAGAAUUGUAUUGUUGAAAUGGGAUAAUUUUGUGCAAGAUGUUGAUGUAUUAUCAUCGGUUGUUUAAAGAGGAUUACUCAUUAUUAAAUAAUAUCAUUUGAGGCUCUGCCAAUUGUAUUUUUAAUA
This is a messenger RNA of Ricinus communis (castor bean), 3286 nucleotides long. RefSeq names its product glutamate receptor 2.2. Gene Ontology annotation, cellular component: plasma membrane. Bases 119 to 3118 code for a protein of 999 amino acids. NCBI's taxonomy places the organism in Eukaryota, Viridiplantae, Streptophyta, Magnoliopsida, Malpighiales, Euphorbiaceae. The record is from RefSeq and is a predicted model, not a curated record. The transcript is spliced from 5 exons. Gene Ontology annotation, molecular function: glutamate-gated receptor activity.